AUGUCAGCCGUCAAGCGCGAUUACAAUGGCCAAGCCAAGGUCGCGGCAGAGGCCCCACGAGGCCGUUUUCACGACAUGUUUGAGGGAUUCCGCGAUGAGCUUGACCAGCACCACGAUAGACGCGAGCGCCUCGUAAAGGUCUCGAGAGAUGUAACAGCACAAAGCAAAAAGAUCAUCUUUGCUCUACAAAGGGUCAAGGAGCUUAACAAGGAGCUCCCGCCCAACAUCCAAAAGGACAUGGACACGCGCCUCGCCGAAAUCGCCACGCUGCUCAGCUCCGUCGCGCCGGACCUGCAGUCCAUCAACCGCUACCGCUACCAGUCGACGAUGCGGUGCCUCGAGGAGCUCGUCGAGGCGCUCUCCUUUGCGCACUACCUGCGCCGCCAGACGCUCAUCACGCUGUCCGAGGCGCAGGCGGCCGUGCCCGCGGCCGAGCUCGUCGGCCUCACCGAGUACGACUACAUGUACGGCGUGUUUGACCUGUUUGGCGAGCUGAUGCGCUUCGCGACGGUGACGACGGCGCAGACGGGCCGGCUGCUCGGUGGCGGAGACGGCGACGACGGCCACAGCCGCACGCUGCUCAGCGACAUGCAGGAGCUGGGCUGCGCGUUUGAGAUGAUGCGCGAUGUGCCGACGCGCGAUUAUCGCCAAAAGGUCGAGGCUAUGCGGCAGAGCGUCAGAAAGGUCGAGAAGCUCGGGUAUGGCCUCGUCGUGAGGGGCAGUGAGCGACCAAAGGGAUGGGUGCCGGACAUGAAGGAGGAUGCGAUUGAUCACGGAUCGCCAUAG
Messenger RNA from Beauveria bassiana ARSEF 2860, 786 nucleotides. Its product is annotated as translin family protein. The record is from RefSeq and is a predicted model, not a curated record. Bases 1 to 786 code for a protein of 261 amino acids. Lineage: Eukaryota; Fungi; Ascomycota; Sordariomycetes; Hypocreales; Cordycipitaceae. Gene Ontology annotation, cellular component: nucleus; cytoplasm. The transcript has 3 exons. Gene Ontology annotation, molecular function: RNA binding; RNA endonuclease activity; sequence-specific DNA binding.